GAAAAUGUUUUAUAGAGAAGUACUCAGUACAAUUUAGUCUAUCCGGAUAUUUCGCGGGUACUCCAAAUAUUUCAAAUCCAUUUUACAUAAGCAGAAAUUACCAACUGUUACGUGCAAAAUGAUUCUACAAGGAUCAAAACUCCUAGGGAGUAUAUAGGAAUAUUAUGUGUAAUUGGUACAAAUGUACUCCGUUCAUUCUGAGAUUUCUUUUUUUAAAUUAUUAUUGCAGAGGUUAUUCAAACUUAUUAUUUAUUCGCUCAGUCUUUUUGAUUGUGUUAUAAAAAAUAAUUAACAUGGCACAGAAGAAAAGAGUACUUAUGAUAUGUUUAGGCAAUAUUUGUCGUUCACCUAUAGCGGAGGCUGUGUUUAUUGAUCAAAUAAAUAAAUUAGGCAUAAACCACUUAUGGGAAGUAGAAAGCGCAGCUUUGAUAGGAUACCAUACAGGUAAAAGCCCAGAUCAUAGAGCUAUGUCCACGUUAAGGGAAAAGGGUAUCACUAAUUAUUCCCAUAAAGCACGACCAAUCACUGAAGAUGAUUUUAUCAAUUUUGAUUGGAUAUUUGGAAUGGACAAUAGUAAUAUUCGGGAACUGAAUGACAUGAAACCCAAUAAUGCUACUGCUAAAAUUGAGCUUCUUGGGAAUUAUGAUCCAGAAGGAGAAGUUAUAAUAAGAGAUCCUUACUAUGAUAGCAACAGUGCUGGAUUUCAUAAAGCAUAUGAACAAUGUGUGCGAAGUAUAAAAGCUUUUUUAGAUAAGCAUACAGAUAAAGCAUUGUGACGAAAAUGAAAUUUAGGAAUAAUUAC
Molecule: messenger RNA, 802 nt
Organism: Megachile rotundata (alfalfa leafcutting bee)
Lineage: Eukaryota; Metazoa; Arthropoda; Insecta; Hymenoptera; Megachilidae
Product: low molecular weight phosphotyrosine protein phosphatase
Biological process (GO): protein dephosphorylation
Cellular component (GO): cytoplasm
Molecular function (GO): non-membrane spanning protein tyrosine phosphatase activity; acid phosphatase activity
Source: RefSeq, a predicted model, not a curated record